Molecule: messenger RNA, 1188 nt
Organism: Pecten maximus
Lineage: Eukaryota; Metazoa; Mollusca; Bivalvia; Pectinida; Pectinidae
Product: 2,3-bisphosphoglycerate-dependent phosphoglycerate mutase-like
Exons: 7
Coding region: 148-870 (240 amino acids)
Biological process (GO): glycolytic process
Molecular function (GO): intramolecular phosphotransferase activity
Source: RefSeq, a predicted model, not a curated record
CUUUAUAAUUACCUCCCUUUAAUGUAUACGUACUCGAUGUGUACACACAUGUUUCGAUUGAAUACCUAUCGGAUUUGACACACGAAUGCAGUUAUUGGCCUUCUGCAUAUCGACACUGAUUUGACCACCUCUAACAGCGAACGAUAGAUGGCCAGCACUACUGACCAGUGUCCGGCUGACACACGUGCUCGGUAUACAUUUGUUAUCCUGCGACACGCAGAAAGCGAAUAUAACAGUGAGAAUCGGGUGACUGGUUGGGCGGACAGCGACCUUACGGCCAGGGGUGUCGAACAGGCCAGGUGUAUCGGACAGAUACUUAAGAAGAAUGACCUCACUUUCGACCUGGCUUUUACAAGCGUCCUGAAGAGAGCGAUCAAAACCCUGUACUUGGUACAGGACGAAUUGGACCUGCACUGGAUCCCGGUAACCAAACACUGGUGCAUCAAUGAACGCCACCAGGGGGCGUACCAGGGAAACAAAAUGAACAGCACCGAAAAGGAAAAAAAGCAUGCAUGGGGGUUUGAUUACUGUCCACCAUUGCUGGAUGAGUCUGAUGAGAGAUGGCGGAGAGUGGCAGAGGAUCCCCGUUAUAGGAUGCUGUCGCCCAGCGUUUUACCUAGAGCGGAGUCCUCCAAAAUGGCGUUGGAGAGAUUUUUACCCUAUUGGCAUAGCAACAUUGUACCCGAAAUCAAGACGGGAAAGAGGGUUAUUAUAGUUGCUCAUGCCAAUACCAUGAAGAAUUUCCACAAAUACCUCUCUAAACUGAAGGGUGAAGAUGUCAGCGACUUAAAGACGGUUGAGCAAGGCAAACCCCUACUGUACGAACUGGACGAGAAUUUCUUCACUAUAGGAUGGAGAUAUUUAGAAUGAAUAUGAGAUUACCUAUAACAGAUAUUGAAUUCAUUCACUUCAUAUACAUACAAUGAUUUUAUCAAACGUAUCUUAAACGUUAUAUUUUGGAUAUCAUAUCAACAUGUAAUAAGCAAUAGACAUGCUAUAUUUAUAUUUACCUUGAUGUGUUCAGUGAUAUUACCUUUCUGUCCUUCAGAUGAAAAGUUUUUUGUUUUUACCUUUUCUUCACAACUCCUGCAGACAAGACGUCUCUUUUUUUAUACUUUGUAACAGUUUAUUUAAACUGACAAAAAUGGCAGAAUCAUAAGUCUAAAAAAACAAAAACAAAAACAAAAA